AAGCCGGGCAGUGAGGUGCAGUAGCAGUCAUACUCCACAGCGUCUAGGGAGUGUGUCAGUCACCGCUCAAAUAUUCUGUCUUCGGGUCUGCUGGAUUUUGCGUUCCCGAAGAGAGGUCAUGGCCAAAUGUACUGCCGAGGUUGAGUACCCGGAAUUAGUGACUGUCUCCGCCGCUCUCAAGUGUAUUAUUAGCUUCUUCGGUACUUUAGGUAACGCGACCAGCUUAUGGUGUUUGGUUCAGUGCCGGAAGACUAACCCAGCGGUGAGGAUACAUCUUGUGUUCGUCUUCAGUGUUUUGCUGGGCAUAUGUCUCAUCACCCUCCCUGGCGUUACCUUCAUCAACUACAUCAGCGCCUUCUGUAAGGUGGAGUCUGUGCCUCAGGGUCUUCGUAUUUUCUUCUCCAUCAGUAAUUCUGUACUUCUUCAGAUCGACAGGAUAAACUUUACCGCCAUCGCUGGAUUUAAGAUGAUCGCUGUGUUCAGUCCCCAUCGUUACCAGAGUGUGACUAAGCUGAUGGUAGUUGUGUUGGAGGUGUUCAUCUGCACCUACGCCCUUCUUCCCUGGCUCUUUGGUAUAUUCCAGGAUUUCCAAUACGCUACCUACAACGGUCGAUUCAUGGCAGUGGACUUUGGUCAUAGAAACUCAACCCUCAAUAAUGUUAUUUACAUCUGGUACGGCGUGAACUACUGUCUGCCGUUCCUGCUUACUCUUGUGGCUUACCUACUGAUGACAGCUUCGAUGAUACACCAGAAACAGAACCUCGGGAUGUGUGCUGUGUCUGCCUCAACUAUGGACCACGUCACUUACACCCUCCGAGUCGUCCUCCUGACCAACCUGGUGCUCGAUGGACCUCACGUUAUUGUCCAUCAGCUGCAGGAACAGAGACUGGCCUCCAUCAUCACUCACAUGAUCUUUUACCUUCACCUUCUGAUUGAUCCAUUAGUGUUUGUGGGUCUUAAUCUUCACUACCGACGUCUUCUACUCCGCCGCCUGGCCAAGUCCAUCCCGGCAGCUUUCUCCGCUUACCUCGGCUUAUCAUCCUCUGCUAGCGACGACAACGAAGUCGGGGACACUCCACUGAAGCCACUAUCUAACUCUCUGGAGCAAGUUGACAGAUACAAAGCGUGUGAGAGCACAGUUAACUACACUUACUGAGGUCUUGAUGGCCGGCCCUCUCUUCGACCACAGAUUCUCUCCUAUACUUGUGGAAGGUUGACUGAUUACAUUGUGAAUUCUAAAACAUGGACUCCAGCAACACAGCUUGUAUAAUUAUAAUAUUGUUCUUUGUAUACACCAAUUGUUUUCUUAGAUUUUAGAUAACAAUAAACUAAUGUCGAUAUCAAACCUAACCUAA
This is a messenger RNA of Homarus americanus (American lobster), 1355 nucleotides long. Its product is annotated as C-C chemokine receptor type 8-like. Gene Ontology annotation, molecular function: G protein-coupled receptor activity. The transcript is spliced from 5 exons. Gene Ontology annotation, cellular component: membrane. NCBI's taxonomy places the organism in Eukaryota, Metazoa, Arthropoda, Malacostraca, Decapoda, Nephropidae. The record is from RefSeq and is a predicted model, not a curated record. Bases 119 to 1156 code for a protein of 345 amino acids. Gene Ontology annotation, biological process: G protein-coupled receptor signaling pathway.